Molecule: messenger RNA, 312 nt
Organism: Necator americanus (New World hookworm)
Lineage: Eukaryota; Metazoa; Nematoda; Chromadorea; Rhabditida; Ancylostomatidae
Exons: 3
Coding region: 1-312 (103 amino acids)
Source: RefSeq, a predicted model, not a curated record
AUGUCAAGUUUGGAGAUUGUUCAAGCACUUUACAUGGUCCUUUUAACAACUUCCGUGCUUUCGCUUCGCGGUGCCCUCUAUCGCAGCGGACGAUCGUUUCGCUUCAGACAACCCACAGUUGUCGAGCACGACGCUCUUGUCGAAACCAAAAGAAAUGCCGCCACUCCACAACGCUUGCACGUAAUUGGACGAAUGGAAAUCUUACUGGCACCAUCUCGAGGGAGUCGAAAUUCAGCGGGAAAACGGUCUUGUAAACUAACAAAUGAAUCUGAUCCAUCAGUGCUUGCGUUCUUUGCGCGUUACUCGGAAUGA